AUGUUUGAAGACGACGAUAAUACCGAAGUUUCUCCGAUCACAUUGACAAUAAAUAAAUCAUAUGCUAAAAAUUAUGAGAAUUGGAGACAAAAAGAAGAAAAACAAAAACGUCGUCGGUAUGGAAGUGAUGCUGGAGAAUCAUCCGAUGAAGAACCAGAAGAUGAUAAUGCUCAAGAAUGGACGGAAGAUGUUGAAAAAGAAUUUCUACGCUGUUAUUCUGUUCUGAAAAAACGCGAUCCAAAAAUUUAUGAUGAAAAUACAAAAUUUUUUAAUCAAACUGCAGAUACAGUGGCACCCACUGUCAAGUCACAAACAGUGACGUCCAGAGAAAAGCCAUUAAAAAUGGAUUUAAAAAUGGCAGAAAUAAAAUAUGCAAUGAGCCAUAAUGAUGGAAAUGAUGAUGAUGAAGAAAUGAGUCAAAACAAAAACAGAAAAUCGAUUGUAGAAGAAGAACAAGAAUUGAAACAAAGUUUUAAAACUGCAUUGAAAAAACACGAUGAGGAAACCGAUGAUAAUAAUGAUUUUUUGGUAGUGAAAGCAAAAACCAAUGAACAACAAGCUAAAGAAGAACAAGACUAUAUCGAAUGGUUAAAAGGACAAAAACAAGAAUGUAAGGAUGAAGCCAAAACGGAUUUGAAUUAUUUACAUGAUUAUUGGAAUGAUCCGAAAAUAUCUGAGCGUGAUCGAUUUCUUCGUGAUUAUAUUUUGAAUAAGAUGUACUUACAAGAAAAUGAUGAUAGAAUUCCAUCUUAUCAAGAAAUUAUUGAUGAUGAUGAUGAAGAAAUGAGAAUUCUGGCCGAAGAUGAAGAACAUGCUCAAAAACAAGAAGAUUUUGAAAGAAAAUACAAUUUUAGAUUUGAAGAACCGGAUGCAGAAUUUAUCAAACAAUAUCCACGAACAAUAGCGGAUAGUGUUCGACGAAAAGAUGAUAGACGUAAAGAAAAACGAGAAUCGUAUAAACGACGAAAAGAAAUGGAAAAAAAUCAAAAAUUGGAAGAAAUAAAACGUUUAAAGAACUUGAAAAAGAAAGAAAUUUUGGAUAAAAUCGAAAAAUUACGUCGUAUUGCUGGAAAUGAACAAAUGGAAUUAAAUGUCGAUGAUCUAGAAGAAGAUUUUGAUCCAAAAGAAUAUGAUAAACGAAUGCAUGAGUUAUUUAAUGAAGAUUAUUAUAAAUCUGGACAAGAUGAAGAACAAAAACCGGAAGUAUCGGAUGACGAACUAUUAGUUGAAAAUUGGGAUCGAUCAGAAACACUCAAGAAGAAUGAUGUACUACAAGAUAAUAAUCAAGAUGAUGUAAAUGAAAUUGAACAAUCAAAACGAACGAAUUCAAAUGAAAAUGAAUUUUUAUUUACACAACAAAAGAAGAAAAAAAAAUCAAAAUUUCGUGUAGCACUUGAAAAAGAAAAGCCUAUAUUUAAUCCAAAGGACAAAACAUUUGAAGAAUAUUUUAAUGAAUAUUAUAAAUUAGAUUGUGAAGAUAUUAUUGGUGAUAUGCCCGUUCGAUUUCAAUAUAGAGAAGUUUUACCGAAUGAUUUUGGUUUAACCGUUGAUGAGAUAUUAACUGCGCGCGAUAAAGAACUGAAUGCUUGGUGCUCAUUAAAAAAGACGUGUCAAUAUCGAUCAAAUGAAGAAGAAAUUCAUGAUCAACAUUUAUAUAAAAAUAAAAGCAAAAAUAUGGAACGAAAGCAAAAAAUAUUAUCUAGUGUUUAUUUGAAUGAGAGUGAUGAUGAAAAAAACAAAAUAAAAACGAAGCCUAAUGGUAAUCUUAAGGAGAAAAAUGGCGAACAACAAUCGACUAUCGAGACAACAACUACCAAGAAAAAAAAACGAAAACACAAGAAAACAUUAGAAUCCGUUUCGGAAGAAAAACAACAAGAGUCAACACCAAUAUCAGUAACAACUUCCACUACAGCAAAACGAAAUAAUAAUAAAAAUUCGAAAAAGAAAUUCAAAACCGAGUCAUCUGAACAACAAAUACUAUCAACAAUGACUGACGAUCGUUUAGAAGCCUAUGGACUAAAUCCAAAACGUUUUAGAAAAUUUCUAAGGUUUAAAACUGGAAAAUAA
Messenger RNA from Didymodactylos carnosus, 2067 nucleotides. Lineage: Eukaryota; Metazoa; Rotifera; Eurotatoria; Philodinida; Philodinidae. The record is from the annotation of a GenBank genome assembly.